Molecule: messenger RNA, 2118 nt
Organism: Symbiodinium sp. CCMP2456
Lineage: Eukaryota; Dinophyceae; Suessiales; Symbiodiniaceae
Source: the annotation of a GenBank genome assembly
AUGGCCAUGGAAGACGCAGUGCCAGGGGGGUGGCAGGCACGGGCCGCGGCGCUGGUUGAGGGGGGCCGGUGGCAGGAGGCGGAGGGCCUCUUCUUGAAGGCUUUGGAGUCCAUGGCCGCAGGCCAUCCGGACCGUUUGGUUUGCACCAGAGGUGUAGCAGAGGUGCUGCACAAGCGCGGGCAGCUGCAAGAGGCGGAGGUGCUGUACCGUCAGGCGCUGGAAGUCGACGGAGUGGAGCCGGGAGCCGCAGGGAGCAGGGAGCCUGCGCCCGAGAUCUUGCGCCUCUCCAGCGGCCUGGCCGACGUGCUUUUGGACUCGGGUCGGUUUAGGGAGGCCGAGGGUUUGCACAGCACGGUCCUGGAAGCCCGCCGUGCCGCUCUCGGGGAGGAGCACCCCGACACCCUGCAGAGCAGCUGUCGCCUUGCGGAAGCCUGGCGCCGGGCAGGCCGUCUGCGUGAGGCUGAGACUGUGUUUAGGGAGGCUCUGCGGCUUAGGAGGGACAAGCUCGGCGAAUCCCAUUUGGACACGCUCCGCGGCAUGUGCGACUUGGCCAACGUCUUGCAUGACCUCGGCGAGCUCGAAGAAGCACACCAGUUGCUUCAGAAAGCGCUGUCGGCGAGGCGGGAGAAGUUGGGCGAAGACCAUGUGGACACCGUGGCAGCCAUCAACCUCCUCGCCGCAGUGGAAGCUCGCAGAGGCCACCUGGAAGUGGCCGAGUCGCUCUUCCAGCAGUCAGUGAACUUCCGGCGCUUGAGGCUGGGAGAGGACCAUCCAGACACCAUCAGCAGCAUCAACAACUUGUCUGUCGUCAUGAGCGAUAGAGGCAAGCUCGAAGAGGCAGAGGAGCUGAGGCGGGAGGCCUUGCAGGCCAUGCGGGCAAAGCUCGGAGAGGACCAUCCGCACACCAUCAGCAGCAUCAACGGCCUGGGUUCAACCCUGCACGACAGAGGUAAGCUCGAAGAGGCAGAGGAGCUAUUUCGUGAGGCCUUGCAGGCCAGGCGGGCAAAGCUCGGAGAGGACCAUCCGCGCACCAUCAGCAGCAUCAACAACCUGGCUGUCGUCAUGAGGAAUAGAGGCAAGCUCGAAGAGGCAGAGGAGCUGUAUCACACCCUCAGCAGCAUCAACGGCCUGGGUUCAACCCUGCACGACAGAGGUAAGCUCGAAGAGGCAGAGGAGCUGCUUCGCGAGACCUUGCGGGCCAUGCGAGCAAAGCUUGGAGAGGACCAUCCAGACACAUUGUCCUGUGUCCACAACCUGGCCAAGUGUCUGCAAGAGCAAGGCAAGUGGCAAAAGGCCGAAGAUCUCCAUCGCCAAGCCUUGCAGGGCAUGCAGCUGAAACUCGGUAAAGACCAUCCAAGGACGUGGUUGUGUUUCAGCAAGCUUGCCGGAGUCUUGGCCCUUCGUGGCCGGCUUGGAGAGCGCUUCCGUGAUCCAAUGAACGCUAAGGACGCAGCAAAGUCUCUGGACGAAGCCCGGAGACAUUUUGACCAUGCCCUCGAAUCAAUGGCAGCAGGUUACGCCGACCAGGACCAUCCGCAUCUGCUGGACUGCCGUGUUGAUUUGGCAAAGUUUCUGGCAGAGCACAACCUGCUGGAGCAAGCAGAGGCACUUCUCUGCCGUGUGGCGGGCGGAAUGGAGAAGCAGUUUGGCCGUGCCCAUCCCAAGACCCGGAGGUGCAUUUCAGAUCUCACACUCAUCCUCCAUGAGCAGGGAAAGCAUAACGAAGCGGACCGCUGGGACGAACGUGGAGUUGCGGCUGAGGUGACAGAAGCAAAGACGGAAGAAGCAGACGAUAGCGCCCAAGUGGGUGCCGAGUCCAUGGAGAACCUGUUGCCUUUCCAGCUGGGGCCAGACAGCGUCGCCGACACACGCAGGUUGGAGGAGUGGUUCGAGACGGCUUUGGAUCUUCGGCCAGUCUGCCUGGCCAGCACGGACGAGCUCUCCAAGUCUGAUGCACAGACUAUCUCGAAGUCGGACGUGGCGUCGGAGGGCGACGUGAGCUGGGCUCUGCUGCAGGCUUUGGCGAUCUCCGGAGCUUCCGAGCUACGAAGCCUGUCCAGCACCAGCGACACUGGCAGCGCGGGAGGCCCAGGAAGCUCCGGAAGCUCUGGCCUUUAG